Molecule: messenger RNA, 3923 nt
Organism: Rana temporaria (common frog)
Lineage: Eukaryota; Metazoa; Chordata; Amphibia; Anura; Ranidae
Product: KIAA1958 ortholog
Exons: 5
Coding region: 377-2623 (748 amino acids)
Source: RefSeq, a predicted model, not a curated record
GGAGUGUAUUUGUUAUUACAUACUUCCUGUGGUAUAUUUAUGAGGCAGGAUUCCAUUUCCGGGAGCAGAUAGCAGCCCGUAGCUCCCCUCCCCUGUCUGUAUGUGUAUAUAAGAUCACCGACUGGGCGGAGCUGCGGGGAGAGGGGACCCUGUCUAGGUUAUUACACCCCUCCUCCUCCCUCCCUACAGACACACUCAACUGAGAGGUGGAUGGGGGACACCUACCCCCCCACCCCCCCACUACAGGAGAUUGAUAUCAUCGCUCUAUGAUUGUCCUCCAUAUCAGCACAACUUAUUAGACACUUCAGACACAGCACGUCCUCCAGGCAUUCCUAUGGAGAUCCAUCUGCAGGAAGAUACUUCUUGAUUUACCAAAAUGGAAGACUGUCUUCAUACAUCUUCAGAAAACCUUGCCAAAUUAGUGAGUUGGGCUCAUAGUCAUGGGACAAUUUGUAGCCUUAUUCCAAACCUAAAGCACUUACUUUCUGAGGGCUCCCAUGGAACUCUUACAGCUAUGUGGGGAUGCAGUGCUGGCCAUGCAUACCACUGGCCAUUGACUACAACAUGUAGGGCUGGUCCUCAGGAGAGAGUCUGUUUCCAGGACAGUAGAAGCUUCAACUCAGAUAGUCCUAGUAUAAUAGGUGUGCCCUCAGAGACUCAGACAAGUCCUUUGGAUAGGUACCCUGGGAGACCAGUAAAAUCAAAACUUGACUGUAAUAGAACAAGAGACUCCUGUGACUUUUCCUACUGUAGCGAACCUUCAGAGCUGGAUGAGCCUGUAGAAGAAUAUGAAGAUGAAACCACAUUAUUUGACAUGGUAUGUGAAUCUUCUGCAACAGAUGAUGACAGUGACUUUGAAGGCAGAGUCCAGCGGUCACCUAAUGUUACCCGCAAGAGGUCCAGUGGUGGUGGUAUCCAUUCUCUUUCUGGAUCUCAGUCGCACAUUGUGGAUGAGGACAGUAAUGAUCUGAUUGUGAAAAAAAUUAAACAGGAAAAACCUGAAGACUACUAUAUUGUUGCUAAUGCUGAACUUACUGGAGGUGUUGAUGGUCCUUCACUGGCCCUGACACAAAUGGCCAAGCCGAAGAACCAAACUGCCAACACAGACCCUUUUGUGGGACCAUCCAAACCGCCUAACAUUUUGCCACCAUCACUAAAUAACGAGCUUGAAGUACAAGCUAUUGCACCUUCUUCACUGGUCCUGCAAAGACCCACACCUCAAAAGCCUGUGAGACCACAAUUGUCCUCCCAAAGCAAAAUACCAUCUACCCCUCCAGCUGUCAAUCAGCAGAAGGGAAUACAGCUGCCAGUCAGUACUUCCACAGGAAAUCCUAGCCAACCUAUUAACAUACCUUUAUCAGCACUUCAGUUGCCAGGACAGGAAAAGAAAGAGGUCACUGAAGAGCUUCUCCCACCUGUACUGAAGCCAUCGUUAUCCAGUGACAUGGCCCUCUCCCCGUCAAUGAAUGCAGAGCCUGAAGUAAGUUCCAGCCAGCAGCAGCCAAAUACCACCCCUAAUAUCACCUCAGAGGCAACAGCACAGUCCAUUCCAGUGUCUUUAGAUGAAGAUGAUGCCACAGCUGAGCUGAAUCGGGAACAGAAUGAGAAAACAAUUCGUAGCACACAAACAGCCCUACGCAACUUCGCAUACUCAACCAAGCUCAAUAGAUUUCCAAUCUUUCAUUUCCACGAUGACCUGAAGGAUCUGUGCAUCAGUGCAGUGAGCUCAAAUACGACCAAAGCUACCCUGUAUGCUUUAAAUGUGUGGCGGUACUGGUGUAUGACAAGAGGGCUUAAGGACUGCAUGGACUUCACCAAGGUUCCUGCUGUUAAGCUAAACGAACUUCUAGAGGAUUUUUAUGUGACAGUAAAAAAAACUGAUGGGUCAGAUUUUUUGGCAACAUCACUCCAUGCAAUACGUAGAGGAUUAGACCGAAUCUUAAAGAAUUCUGGAGCUGGAUUUUCUAUCACUAGCAGUGUCUUUAAUUCUUCAUCACAGAAACUUAAAGAAAAGUUAAGAUUGCUCAACAAAGCUGGAAUGUCGGGCUCCAGGUCACGUAACAUUGUCUAUUUCUCACUAGCAGAUGAAGAGGAGAUGUGGAGGACUGGGUGUCUAGGUGAUGAUGGGCCUGUGCCUUUGUUAUCCUCUGUGGUAAAGUACAACAGUCAGUUCCUGAACAUGAGGACUUUACAAGAACAUGCUGACCUAAUGUAUGGGGAUAUUGAAUUUCUCAAGGAUGCAAAUAAUAGACCUUUCUUUGCUAGAACAGAUAGUGUCAAAAGAGACAAGCAAGCAAAUCCCAGUAAAAUGUGUUAUGGACAGAUCUUCCAUGAACAUUCAAAGGGACAUCAAAGAUGUCCUUACUGUCUCCUCUAUAAGUACAUGUAUACCCAUCGUCCUCCAUCUCAGAUGGAACCAAAUUCACCAUUUUACCUAACUGCUCGAAAAGAGGUCAGCGGAAUGGAAAAAAUCUGGUAUGAAGAGCAAAGAAUGGGGCUAAGAUCGUUGCGUGGCAUUGUCCCAAAGUUGGCCAAACGUGUGAAGCUAGACAACUGUGAUAAUUACACCUUUGUUUCAUUUACUCAGACAUUCAGAAAGUUUGGUCCAAUCAAUAACUAUUAAGAUUUUCCAAAUAACUGAAGCUAACUACUUGAACAGCAGAUUGGAUCAUGUAGACAGUAACUGAACUGCAACUCCUUGUUUUUGUAUAAUUUUGUUCAUGUUUGGGAUAAGUAAAAAGCUAACGGUAUGCAGUAUAGAUCACGUGAUCAGUAUGAACAGUGCUAAAUUCCAAUGCAUCAAAAUAUAUAGUGCCUUUUAGCACCUGCAUUUAAAUAAAGAUAUAAAGGGGUGAGAAAAGGAUUUAGCACAACCAUUUCUAAAAAAAAAACUAAACCUAAAAAAACAAACUCUGUACCUCGCAAAUUUUCUAGCUGAGUUUUCAAGGUAAGUAAUAAGUAUGUUAAGUGCUUUCAAGCACUCAGAGACAAGCAAAGCAACUUCUGCUAAAAAUAUCUCUCCUACUGAAGUGAAUUAAACUCUAUUUAAAUUACUUAAAUUAUGUCAUAUACUGGCCAAGAGAUAAUUAUGUUGGGUAUCACACAUCUUCAAGCACAGAAUAAAAGAUGCUUAUCUUGUGCUUUUUCUAUAAUGAUGUAAUAGAAAUGCAGGUUAUGGACCAGUUAAUGAGGCACUUUGGCCUUCAUUAUGAUAUUUCUUCGGUAUCCUCUUGGAUUAAUGUGUAGAGAAAAAAAUGUUUUAGCAAUAUCAUAAAAAAAUACAAAAAAUAUAGUUGUAGUCAUGUUGAAUUUUAAGGAUAAGUGUACUUUCUGACAAAGUGCACUUAUCUUGUUUGGUCUUUUUUUUUGUUCCACCACCCCCUCAAGAGAUGUAUACUUAACCUUGAUCAGAUCGGGGUAAGUAUACAUCUCUGGAGGGAGGAGGUGGGAUCAAUUAGGUCAGCUUAAAUGAGCUAACAGAAUAAGUGCAUUUUGUCUGAAAGUCAAAUAUGUUUUGAAAAAGUCAUCAUACAAUUCUGGCCCAUUACAACUAGCAGUGCUAAAGGGCAAAUGCUUCUCGGCCCAUCAAGUUUUGGAAUCCAGUCGUGACUAUUUCCCACCACUAUUUACCAGCUUUGUGCUCACAUUAGAUUCUGUACAGAAUUUCUGUUAGAAUAAUAGUUCUAUAAAUAUCUACAAACCAUUUAUAUAAUGUCGGCAUAGUACACAUUGCUUACAGAGAACUUUUAACCAUUCAUAUCACUCACUGCCCUGAUGGAGCUAACUGUCUAAACUCACACUCUUACAACUAAAGUGUAUCUAAACCCUAAAGUUUAUUAAUCCUUAUGUCGUGUACACACGGUCGGAAUUUCCGCCAAAAGUUUGAUGUGAGCUUUGGUCGGAAAUUUCGACCAUGUGUAGGC